AUGGAGCAGCUUGUGCACUUCAGUCACAUGCAUCCACUCAUUCUUGUCUAUCUACAAUCGAACCACAACAAUGAAACUUCUGAUGAGGAAGAUGAAGAUGAAGGCGCACAUGAAAACGAUUUUGUGGUUAAAGAUAACCAUGUUGGACAAUGCAACAUGUGUAAGGAACAUAUCUAUUCAUUUCAUUUGUGUUACUACUAUUGCAAGGAUUGUGACUACUCAUUGCACAAAUUUUGUGCAGAACUGCCUAACAUCCUACGAAAGCACCCAUUGCAUCCUAACCAUAAUCUUACCUUGUCUAAAAGUUUUCAGGAUUCCAAUCCCGUUUAUGAUUUUGAUCAUGAAUUGACAUGUUGUAUCUGUAAUCUUAAGUGGAAGUACUUUUGUAAUUACCAUUGUUCCGUGUGCAAAUUCAAUAUGGACAUAACAUGUGCUACUAUAUCUCAACACAAUGGACCACCCAAGCCACCCUGA
Molecule: messenger RNA, 474 nt
Organism: Lactuca virosa
Lineage: Eukaryota; Viridiplantae; Streptophyta; Magnoliopsida; Asterales; Asteraceae
Source: the annotation of a GenBank genome assembly